Parastagonospora nodorum SN15 is the source of this 579-nucleotide messenger RNA. RefSeq lists its product as hypothetical. Bases 1 to 579 code for a protein of 192 amino acids. The record is from RefSeq and is a predicted model, not a curated record. The transcript has 2 exons. NCBI's taxonomy places the organism in Eukaryota, Fungi, Ascomycota, Dothideomycetes, Pleosporales, Phaeosphaeriaceae.
AUGUCUGGAAGCAUUUCAAGUUUUCUCGGGGACCUCAAUGACUACGACAAGAUUAGCGAAGCAGACGAUGGCUGGACUUAUUGGGGCUUCACCAUAUACCGGACAUAUCAUGGCCCUGAUUCCGAUGAGCAAUGGUCUGCGUUGCUCGAGAAAAUCACAGACGGCGUGGGAGAGAGUCUCACGUAUCUUGAGGAGGUCGACAAGAAUCCUGACGCUGUCACGAAAGCACUGCUUCAUUUUCGAACGGAUGCUCGUUCAGAUGCUGCUACCUUGGACGGAAUGUCGCUCCAAGAUGUCCGGUUCGCCUUUCUUGACGGUGUCGGGGGCCAGCCUAUGAACACAGAGGAAAAUUAUCCAUGGCGCCUGUUCCUUUUGGCCGAUGCGCAGGUCCUACAGAAUCCUGAUCUCAGCCUGAUCAAAGUUGCAGCGCCACAUUACGACCCUGUGGAAAUGUUCUCAUUUGAAUACCUCGCCAAAGGACCGGGAGCAUUGUGGAUCCCAGAAGAUACUUGGUUGGGGGAAAGUACAAUUAAAGAGAUGAAAUCACUACACCGUGAUUGGCAAUCCCAGGGCUCGUAA